AUUGAAAAACAUCAGCUAUGCGAAACUUUGCUCGCGAGAGCGACCGAAAUUUAAUCCUCUUCAAUUUUUAACCGUUUAUUUUUUCCCCCAGAAUGGAGCCUACAACUGAAGCUGCUGCUGUAGGAGUACAAGUUAGAGAUGACCUAUCUGAAAAGUGUCAAAAAUUAUUUAUCGAGUUUUUGGAGGAAUUUCAGAGCAAAAAUGGGGAGGUACUCUACCUGCCUGAUGCCGAGGAACUGAUUCGACCCGAGAGAAACACCCUUGUAGUGAACUUCACCAACAUUGAGCACUACAAUCAGCAACUUGCCACCACUAUACAGGAAGAAUAUUACCGAGUCUACCCGUUCCUCUGCCGGGCUGUGCGUCAGUUCGCCCGCGACCAUGGAAACAUCCCGCCGAACAAGGAGUUCUACGUGGCCUUCUCAGAUUUCCCGUCAAGACAAAAGAUACGGGAGCUGUCCACGGCUCGCAUCGGCACCCUGCUACGCAUCAGCGGUCAGGUGGUGCGGACCCAUCCCGUGCACCCGGAGCUGGUGAGCGGCAGCUUCCUGUGCCUGGACUGCCAGUCGCUCAUCAGAGACGUGGAGCAGCAGUUCAAAUACACGCAGCCCGCCAUCUGCAAGAACCCCGUGUGCGCCAACCGCCGCCGCUUCAUGCUGGACACCAACAAGUCGCGCUUCGUCGACUUCCAGAAGGUGCGUAUCCAGGAGACGCAGGCGGAGCUCCCACGGGGCUCCAUCCCGCGCAGCCUGGAGGUGGUGCUGCGGGCGGAGGCCGUGGAGGCGGCCCAGGCCGGGGAUCGCUGCGACUUCACCGGGACGCUCAUCGUCGUGCCCGACGUCUCCGCGCUCGCCGUGGCAGGCACCCGGGCGGAGACCAGCAGCCGCGUGACGGGGAGGGACGGGUUCGAGAACGACGGCGUCCAGGGUCUGAAGGCCCUCGGGGUGAGGGACCUGUCCUACCGGCUGGCCUUCCUGGCGUGCCACGUGGCCCCCACCAACCCGCGGUUCGGUGGGACAGAGCUGAGGCAGGAGGACCAGACGGCGGAGAGUGUGAAGAACCAGAUGACGGUGCAGGAGUGGGAGAAGGUGUUUGAGAUGAGCCAGGACAAGAACCUCUACCACAACCUCUGCACCAGCCUCUUCCCCACCAUCCACGGAAAUGACGAGAUAAAGAGAGGCAUUCUCCUCAUGCUGUUUGGAGGCGUCGCCAAGACGACCAUGGAGGGCACUUCCUUGAGGGGGGACAUCAAUGUGUGCAUCGUGGGCGAUCCCAGCACCUCCAAGAGCCAGUUCCUCAAGCACGUGGAGGACUUCGCGCCGCGGGCCGUCUACACCAGCGGGAAGGCUAGCAGCGCCGCCGGGCUAACGGCCGCCGUGGUGCGGGACGAGGAGUCGCACGAGUUCGUCAUCGAGGCCGGGGCGCUCAUGCUGGCCGACAACGGCGUGUGCUGCAUUGACGAGUUUGACAAGAUGGACCUGAAGGAUCAGGUGGCGAUCCACGAGGCCAUGGAGCAGCAGACCAUCUCCAUCACCAAGGCCGGCGUCAAGGCCACGCUGAACGCCCGCACCUCCAUCUUGGCGGCCGCCAACCCCAUCGACGGGAGGUACAACCGCUCCAAGUCCCUGAAGCAGAACGUGAACAUGUCCGCCCCCAUCAUGUCCCGAUUCGACCUCUUCUUCAUUCUGGUGGACGAGUGUAACGAGGUUACGGAUUAUGCCAUUGCCCGACGCAUUGUGGACCUGCACUCGAGAAACGUGGAGUCUGUAGAACGAGUCUACGAAACGGACGAGAUACAGCGAUACAUACUGUUCGCCCGGCAGUUCCAGCCGAAGAUCACGCGGGAGGCGCAGGAGUUCGUGGUGGACCAGUACAAGCGCCUGCGGCAGCGGGACAGCAGCGGGGCGCUCAAGUCGGCCUGGCGAAUCACGGUCCGGCAGCUGGAGAGCAUGCUCAGACUGUCCGAGGCCAUGGCGCGCAUGUACUGCUCCGACGAGGUUCACCCCAAACAUGUCAAGGAGGCCUUCAGACUGCUGAACAAGUCCAUAAUCCGUGUGGACUCCCCGGACAUCAACUUCGACCAGCAAGAUGACCUGGAGGACAUGAACGAUCAGGAUGGCGUCCUGGGGGAGGAGCAGGCUGGGGCGGACGGCGCUAAUGGGCGCGCGGAUACGCCCGCGACCGCGGAGCAGCAGGGGGACGGACCGGGGAAACCCGCCACUGGCGCCGCUACAGCCGCCACCGCCACCGCCAAGCCCGCCUUCAGGAUGACCUUCGCCGAGUACAAGAAGGUCUCCAACCUGCUGGUGCUGCACGUGCAGAAAAUGGAGGACCUUGAUGAAGAAUCCUCCCUAAAGAGAAGUGAACUGAUUAACUGGUACCUGAAAGAGAUGGAGAGCGAGAUCGAGUCGGAGGCCGAGCUGAUCGCCAAGAAGGGCCUGAUCGAAAAAGUGCUUCAGCGGCUGAUCCACUACGACCACAUCCUCAUCGAGCUCACCCAGACGGGCCUGAAGAAGGGGGCCGAAUUCGGGGAGGACCCCGUCACAGAGGAGGACCCCUUUAUAGUGGUGAAUCCGAACUACGUGCUCGAAGACUGAGUCGCCUCUUCUGCAUUGUGUUUGGUGCCAGGUUUAAAAUGGAUCGCAGGUGAUGGAUGUGUUUUAUCAAUGUGUCACCAGGGGAUUACCCACCUCAUCUGCACAAAACAUGUUGUCAUGGAGAUGAAUCCUUACGAAUGGACUUUAAGCACUUUGUUUCGGGUGUGGGGGGGAAAAUAUUUAUUAAAUCAUAUUUUUGCAUAAUAA
Molecule: messenger RNA, 2804 nt
Organism: Anguilla rostrata (American eel)
Lineage: Eukaryota; Metazoa; Chordata; Actinopteri; Anguilliformes; Anguillidae
Gene: mcm6l
Product: MCM6 minichromosome maintenance deficient 6, like
Exons: 17
Coding region: 93-2597 (834 amino acids)
Biological process (GO): double-strand break repair via break-induced replication; mitotic DNA replication; DNA replication initiation
Cellular component (GO): nucleus; MCM complex
Molecular function (GO): ATP binding; single-stranded DNA binding; single-stranded 3'-5' DNA helicase activity
Source: RefSeq, a predicted model, not a curated record